Habropoda laboriosa is the source of this 3044-nucleotide messenger RNA. It is a transcript of the gene Gart, whose product is annotated as trifunctional purine biosynthetic protein adenosine-3. Gene Ontology annotation, cellular component: cytosol. Bases 18 to 3044 code for a protein of 1008 amino acids. The record is from RefSeq and is a predicted model, not a curated record. Gene Ontology annotation, molecular function: ATP binding; phosphoribosylglycinamide formyltransferase activity; phosphoribosylformylglycinamidine cyclo-ligase activity. Gene Ontology annotation, biological process: 'de novo' IMP biosynthetic process; adenine biosynthetic process. Lineage: Eukaryota; Metazoa; Arthropoda; Insecta; Hymenoptera; Apidae. The transcript is spliced from 17 exons.
GAAAUUACAAAAACACUAUGCAGUAUACUGUUUUGGUUAUCGGUGGUGGUGGUAGAGAACAUGCUAUUGCUUGGAAACUCUCACAAUCCCCACAUGUAAAUAAAAUUUAUGUUUCUCCUGGAAACAAUGGAAUUUCAUUAGUUGAUAAAGUGUCUUUGGUGAAGUUAAAUAUUAAAGAUAAUAAGGAAACAGCAAAGUGGAGUAAAGAAAAUAAAAUAAAUUUAGUAGUUAUUGGUCCAGAAGAAUAUUUGGCAAAUGGAUUAGCAGAUGAAUUGAAGGAUGUAGGAAUUAACUGUUUUGGUCCACAAAAAGCAGCAUCUAAAAUUGAAGCUGACAAAUACUGGGCAAAAGAAUUUAUGGAUAGAUAUCAAAUUUCUACUGCAAGAUGGAAAGGUUUUGUAAAUGCAGAUGAAGCAAAGAAAUUUGUUGUAAAUGCACCAUUUCCAGCACUUGUAAUAAAGGCUUCUGGUUUAGCAGCUGGAAAAGGAGUUAUAGUAGCAAAAGAUAAAGAAGAAGCAUGUAAAGCUAUAGAUGAAAUUUUAACAAAUAAAAAAUUUGGAUCUGCUGGAGAGUCAGUAGUUGUAGAAGAAUUACUAGAAGGAGAAGAAGUUUCUGUACUUGCAUUUACAGAUGGAAAAACUAUUGUACCAAUGGCACCUGCUCAAGAUCAUAAAAGAAUAUUUAAUGAAGAUAAAGGACCAAAUACUGGUGGUAUGGGUGCUUAUUGCCCAUGUCCAUUGCUAAACAAAGCAGAUUAUGAAAUAGUAAAAUCAGAUGUCUUACAAAAAGCUAUUGAUGGUCUUAGGCAAGAACAUAUUCCAUUUGUUGGUGUACUAUAUGCUGGACUGAUGUUAACAAAAAGUGGACCCAAAGUACUAGAAUUUAAUUGUAGAUUUGGAGAUCCAGAAACACAAGUGAUAUUACCAUUACUGGAUUCAGAUUUAUUUAGCAUUAUGAAGGCUUGUUGCGAGGAAUCUUUAUUAGAGUCUCAAGUAGUAUGGAAAGAAGAUUUGUUUGCUGUUGGUAUUAUUUUGGCAUCUCAAGGGUAUCCAGUAUCAUCAUCAAAAGGCCAAGUUAUAACAGGCAUCAAUGACAUUUUGCAUAAAACGAAUCACUUCAUUUUUCAUAGUGGAACAAAUACUUCUCCUCAAGGAGAAUUGUUAACUAAUGGAGGAAGAGUUUUAAUUACAGUAAGUUUAGCACCAUCAUUGGCUUUAGCUGCUGCCAAAGCAACACAUGCUGCUCAAAGUAUAUCGUUUGAAGGAAAGCAAUUUAGAACAGAUAUAGCACACAAAGGAAUAGCUAGGUCUAUAUUACAUCAUGGAAAGUUAACAUAUAAAAGUAGCGGUGUAGAUAUAGAAGCUGGAGAUUCACUAAUUUCGGCUAUUAAACCAGUAACCUGUGCAACACAACGUUUAGGUGCAAUAGGUUCAAUUGGCAGUUUUGGUGGUCUAUUUGAUACAAAAGCUGCGGGUUAUAAGGAUCCAAUUUUAGUAUCUGGAACUGAUGGUGUUGGAACUAAGUUAAAGAUAGCAUUUGAAUACAAUAAACAUGACACAGUGGGUAUAGAUUUGGUGGCUAUGUGUGUGAACGAUGUUCUUGCACAUGGUGCGGAACCUUUAUUUUUCCUCGAUUAUUUUGCUUGUGGUAAAUUAAAUGUGAAUAUAGCUAACGAUGUUAUAAAUGGAGUAAGUGAAGGAUGUAAAAGAGCCGGAUGUUCGUUAAUUGGUGGGGAGACAGCCGAAAUGCCUGAUAUGUAUUCCAAUGAAGAAUAUGAUUUAGCAGGUUUCGCUGUAGGUGCAGUUGAAAGAAACGAUUUACUUCCACGUAUAGAUGACAUAAAACAAGGUGACAUUAUAAUUGGCCUGCCAUCGAGUGGAAUACAUAGUAACGGAUUCAGUCUUGUUCGAAAAGUUCUAAAAUUAACAGAUAAAAAGUAUUCAGAUGUAGCACCUUUUUCUGAAAAUAAUGGCACAAUCGGUGACGAAUUGUUAGAACCGACAAAAAUUUAUGUAAAAGCAGUAAUUCCCGCAUUGCGAACAAAUUUAGUAAAGGCGUUUGCACAUAUUACUGGAGGAGGUUUUACAGAAAAUAUACCAAGAGUUUUACCAAAAGACAUGGGAGUAGUGUUAGACGCAACAUUGUGGAAAAUUCAACCAAUCUUUGCUUGGUUAGCAGCAGUAGGAGAGAUUAAUAAACAAGAAAUGUUAAAAACAUUUAAUUGUGGUAUUGGUGCUAUUUUAAUUUGUUCAGAAAAAGAUAAAGACAAAAUUUUAACAAAAUUACAAACAGAAAAUCCUAAAAUCAUUGGACAUGUAACUAAUUGUAAAGAGAGUAAAACUAGAAUAAACGUUAAGAAUUUUGAAGAAGCACUAGAAUUAGGAAUGAAACGAUAUAUACCAGACAUCGUUACAAAAUUAAGCAAACCUCUAAAAAGAGUAGGUGUUUUAAUAUCUGGUAGUGGAACAAAUUUACAAGCACUAAUCGAUGCAACUCGAGAUUCAUCGCAACAUAUUGGUGCAGAAAUUGUUCUAGUAAUAUCCAAUAAACCAAAUGUUGAAGGACUUAAACGAGCCGAAAGAGCCGGUAUUAAGGCAAAGGUUAUUAAACAUACUGAUUAUCCUAGUCGAGAAGCUUUUGAUUCAGUAAUGAAUGUCGAACUUGAUGCUGUUGGAGUUGAAAUAGUUUGUCUUGCUGGCUUUAUGCGUAUUUUAUCAGAAAAGUUUGUAAAUCGGUGGCGCGGUGCUUUAAUAAACGUACACCCUUCGUUAUUGCCAUCCUUCAAAGGUGCAUGUGCACAUAAAGAUGCUCUAGCAAUCGGAGUACGUAUUUCAGGAUGUACAGUGCAUUUCGUCGAGAUCGAUAUAGAUUCUGGAGCAAUUAUUGAACAAGCAGCGGUACCCGUAUUACCACAUGAUACUGUAGAAAGUCUCCAAGAACGAGUGAAAACAGCUGAACAUCGAAUAUUUCCACUAGCUUUAAAAUAUUUAGCUACUGGAAGGAUACAACUGAAAAAAGAUAAUUCCAUUAUGUGGAAUUAUUAA